This is a messenger RNA of Protobothrops mucrosquamatus (brown spotted pit viper), 1570 nucleotides long. It is a transcript of the gene RSL1D1, whose product is annotated as ribosomal L1 domain containing 1. The record is from RefSeq and is a predicted model, not a curated record. NCBI's taxonomy places the organism in Eukaryota, Metazoa, Chordata, Lepidosauria, Squamata, Viperidae. Gene Ontology annotation, cellular component: 90S preribosome. The coding region runs from base 1 to 1446 and encodes 481 amino acids. The transcript has 9 exons.
AUGGAGGAGGCGAAGGUGGAGCCGGCGGCGCUGCCGCCUUUGGAUCAAAGCCAGGGCUGUGCUAAAACAGCACAUCUGGAUCAAAGUGUUGUGCUUGGCUUUGAGACAUGGAGAUUCUAUGAGCGACCACAAUUUUUGUUCCAGAUCAAAAAAGCCACUCAAGCCUUGCUUGCAUAUAAUGCGAACAAACAGAAGUCCAGAGACAAAGUGCUGUUGGACGUAGCCCAGAAUGUCUUUUUGAUGGUUACUGUCUGGAAAAUCCCACCAAAGGAGCAAGUAAUCAAAAUAAACCUGCCUCAUAGCAUUCUGCCAGACACAUCUGAGGUUUGCCUCUUCACCAAAGAUGAACCUGGCUUAACCGCGGAACAGACUGAGACCUUAUACAAGAAGUUGCUGGACCAACAUGGAAUCACACGCAUCAAUGAGGUCAUCUCGUACAAAACGUUCAAAACGGAAUACAAGCCCUUUGAAGCGAAACGCCGCCUCCUGAAUCGCUUUGCCCUUUUCUUGUCCGAUGAUCGUAUUAGAAGAUUGCUACCUUCGCAGAUGGGAAAACAUUUCUAUCAGUGUAAAAAGGCGCCUCUCUGUGUGGACCUGAAAGCCAAGGACCUAGCUAAGGAAAUCAGUAAGCGCAUCCAUGGAACGAUCCUCCCAGUCACUAACAAGGGCAGUUGCUACAUGGUUCGCAUUGGGCACACCAGCAUGGAAGCGUCAGAGAUCACUGAAAAUGUUAUGGCAGUGGCCAAAGCAGUAGCUAUCAAAGCUCCACAGAUCUGGAAAAGCGUGAAAGUUCUUCACCUCAAAACCAGCAAGUCCAUUGCACUUCCUGUCUUUCACUCUUCUCUCCAUGGUGUGGCCGCUGUUCAGAAAAAGAAAGGAGCCGAAAUCCAACAGACUCCGAAAAGAAAGAAAAAGAGAAGGAAGACUAAGCCGAAGGCCACGGGUCAGGCGGACACGAAAGACAACGUGAGUGGGGCUCUUGAAGCUGACAUGCCUAAAACGGACGGGGUGGAACCCACUGCCCUGGAAUCAAAAGAGGAAGAAGAGGAAGACAUUCCACAACUGGUUCCUAUGGAAACGCAACCCGCUGAGAAAAAGGAGGAGCAGGUGGCAAAACUGAGAUUGAGUGAAAAAAACCAACUGGAGAUGGACUUGCCGAGGCUCCGUAGCAAAAGAAAGAGCAUUCUUUUGGCAGAGAUUCCUGUUUCACAGCCAGAAACACCCGAAGAGGCCACAGCCUUAGAGAAAUCAAAUCAACAGAGGUCUGGUCGAAAAUCCAAGAUGCCCAAGGAAGAGUUUUUGGGAAAAAUGCAGAGCAAGGAUGCCCAGCAGCCCUUGGCGAAACCAACUGUGGUUCUUAAAAGGCUACAAGCUCCUAAAUCAGACAAGAAACCUAAAACCCCCAAACGGGAACUGAGAAAAAUGAAAUUGCCGCUGUCCCUUUGAGCGGAGGAAAAUGGGCUAUUUUCAUACCAAGAAUCAAAGCAAGGUUGGCAAAGAAGACGUUUAUUCAAUGCUGGCUCACUUGUAAAACAUCCUGUGUUUUGUUUUUUUCAUUGUGGGAAUAAAA